CGCAUGCGUGACUCCUCUGCAUUGACACGAGGAAGCUAAGCUGAAUUUCACUCAGUUCUCUAGUGGCCGGUUUGAGAAGGGCUGCCACAAGAGAAGACGCGGUUUGUUGGUGUUCCUCGUCUCGCGCCUGCGCUUUUUCUUUACCUACGAAUCCACUUCACGAGUCGCGACGUCACCAGGAGAUUUCCUAUCACGAGAAUGUCGUAUUGCACCCGAAUUCUUCGGGAUCAGAAACUCGCUAUCUUUGCGACAGACAUCCAGCAAAGAUGCUUCAGCGUAAGCGCGUUGAAUUUUGCCGCCAACAAGGUGGCAAUGUCCAAAUUCGAUAAGGACACCUACCUUCCGUACGACAAGUUAGAGGAAAAACUUAAAGUGGUGAAGAAAAGGUUGACCCGACCGCUGACACUGUCCGAAAAAGUUUUGUAUUCUCAUCUCGAUGAACCCGACAAACAGGAAAUCGUCCGUGGUACUAGCUACCUCAGGUUGCGACCUGAUCGUGUGGCUAUGCAAGAUGCCACUGCCCAGAUGGCCAUGUUGCAAUUUAUUAGCUCUGGACUACCAAAAGUCGCCGUACCUUCCACUAUUCACUGCGACCACUUGAUCGAAGCCCAAAUGGGUGGCGACAAAGACUUGAAACGCGCCAAAGACAUCAACAAGGAAGUGUACAAUUUCUUGAAGACAGCUGGUGCCAAGUAUGGCGUUGGUUUCUGGAACCCAGGCUCCGGUAUCAUCCAUCAAAUCAUUCUUGAAAACUACGCUUUCCCAGGUCUAUUGAUGAUCGGUACCGACUCUCACACACCUAAUGGCGGUGGUUUGGGUUGUCUUUGCAUCGGUGUGGGUGGUGCCGAUGCCGUCGACGUAAUGGCCAACAUACCAUGGGAAUUAAAAUGCCCCAAAGUUAUCGGAGUGAAACUGACCGGAACCUUGAAAGGAUGGACCAGCCCCAAGGACAUAAUUUUGAAGGUAGCUGGUAUCUUGACGGUCAAAGGAGGAACUGGAGCGAUCGUAGAAUACUUUGGACCUGGUGUCGACAAUAUUAGCUGUACCGGAAUGGCGACUAUUUGCAACAUGGGUGCAGAAAUUGGUGCUACUACCUCAAUCUUCCCGUACAAUUAUCGUAUGCAAGACUAUCUGAAGGCCACUGGACGAGCUGAUAUCGCUGCUGCCGCGGAUAUGCAUAAAAAAAGCCUCUUAACUGCCGAUGCUAAUGCUAAAUACGAUCAACUGAUCGAAUUGGAUUUGUCUACCUUGGAACCACAUGUCAAUGGACCGUUUACGCCUGAUCUCGCUCAUCCCAUUUCAAAAUUGGGUGAUGCUGCCAAGAAGAACGGCUGGCCGAACGAGAUCAAGGUUGGCCUGAUCGGUUCCUGCACAAACAGUUCUUACGAAGACAUGGGCCGAUGUGCGAACAUCGCCAAACAAGCUCUCGAUCACGGUUUGAAAGCAAAAUCCGCGUUCAACGUUACACCAGGAUCUGAACAGAUCCGUGCUACCAUCGAACGCGAUGGAAUUGCGGAGAUCCUUCGAAACUUCGGCGGCACUGUAUUGGCUAACGCUUGCGGACCUUGCAUCGGUCAAUGGGAUCGUCAAGACAUCAAGAAGGGAGAUAAGAACACGAUCGUCACUUCGUACAAUCGAAAUUUCACGGGAAGAAACGAUGCCAAUCCCGCAACUCAUGCUUUUGUCACUAGCCCUGAACUCGUCACUGCCCUUUCGAUUGCCGGCCGAUUAGACUUUAACCCUGUUACCGAUAAACUCAAGGGCAAGGAUGGAAAGGAAUUCCUUCUCAAAGAUCCGUUUGGUGAUGAACUUCCAAGCCGCGGUUUCGACCCUGGCAUGGAGACGUACGAUGCUCCUCCAGUUGACGGUAGCAGCGUCAAGGUCGACGUAAGCCCGACGAGCGAACGAUUACAGUUAUUAGAACCAUUCGACAAAUGGGACGGCAAAGAUCUCACCGACAUGACUAUCUUAAUCAAAGUCAAAGGAAAAUGUACCACUGAUCACAUCUCGGCUGCUGGUCCAUGGUUGAAGUAUCGUGGCCACUUGGACAAUAUCUCCAACAACAUGUUCAUUGGAGCUGUAAAUGCCGAAAAUAGCGAGAUGAACAAGGUAAAGAAUCAGCUAAAUGGUGAAUGGGGAAAAGUUCCGGAUGUUGCCAGACAUUACAAGAAAAAUAACGUCAAAUGGGUAGCCGUUGGUGACGAAAACUACGGAGAAGGUUCGUCUCGAGAACACGCAGCUCUCGAACCAAGACAUCUCGGUGGUCGUGCCAUUAUCGUCAAGAGUUUUGCCCGUAUCCACGAGACCAACUUAAAGAAACAAGGACUGUUGCCUCUGACUUUCGCCAAUCCUAGUGAUUACGAUAAGAUCCAGCCUACCGAUAAAAUCAGUCUUCUGGGAUUGAACGAUCUGGCGCCUGGCAAGCCAGUAAAGGCAGAAAUCAAGCACAAGGAUGGCAAAGUGGACGCUAUAACCCUGAACCACACCAUGAACGAGCAACAAAUAUCCUGGUUCAAAGCAGGGUCGGCUCUGAAUCGCAUGAAGGAGCUCGCUAGUGGAAAGUAAAACACGUUCGUCUAUCAAAAUCGCGAAACCGUCAUCGUUUUUUGAGGAGACGUGCCACGAUCUCGUAGUUCGUUGUGUGUAUAUCGUUAGUAAGACACGAACAGAGACUGUUACGAUAUAACACACUAAUCUUCCAGGUAGAUUUGCGUAACAAAAUCGUGAUGGCGAGAUUUGUCGUCGUUGCUUUGCGCAACGUGACGUUUCGAAACUAAAGAGAGGGUUAUUUAGAGAAAAAAAAGUACAUAAAAGAAGUGGAAAAAAGAACAGCACCCUUUUUUUCGUGACAAUACCGUUGUAUUAUUUGUAGUGAAGAAAAGAACGGAAGAAAGCAAUGGUAAUGAACUAUGAUCGGGUGAAAGUCGAACGACGAAGAAUAAUUUUAGACAAAUUUUUAGCACGCAUCAGUUAAAUCAUAGAAGAAGCGAAUCGGAUCGAAUCGUUCGUUAAACAUUAUUCGAAUCGUCCAUUGUUCAUUACAUGUAUCGCAAUGCGAAUCACGCGUCGAGAGAUUCCUCGAGUUUCGUACAAAGUGCAAGAGGAAAUUUCCAUGAGCCGAUAAGGCGGCGGUGCAACUCACGCGUGCCAACGUGUUCAUUUUUAAAUCGUGUACAGCCGACGAUGGCACGUCAAGAUUGCAUGCUUCUAUCGGACGAGAAAUUUAUUCUACCUCGGUGGAAUCUUCUGUACAUACUAUAUAUUGUUCGCAAUGUAGGAUAUAUCGUGGUUAUACUGUUUUCUAGGUAUUUACGAUUGAUUCGAUCAAAUGUAAGAUUCGCUGUUGUUACUCGAGGAAUAAAAAAUUGUACUGAACAGCGAA
Molecule: messenger RNA, 3382 nt
Organism: Bombus terrestris (buff-tailed bumblebee)
Lineage: Eukaryota; Metazoa; Arthropoda; Insecta; Hymenoptera; Apidae
Product: probable aconitate hydratase, mitochondrial
Exons: 9
Coding region: 199-2565 (788 amino acids)
Biological process (GO): tricarboxylic acid cycle
Cellular component (GO): mitochondrion; cytosol
Molecular function (GO): 4 iron, 4 sulfur cluster binding; aconitate hydratase activity
Source: RefSeq, a predicted model, not a curated record